GCAGGCAGAAGACCAGCAGAAGACCAAAAAGGAAAAGCAACCCUCUCUCUCCUUCCUCCGCAACGACUCGGGGUGUCAUUUCAUUUGUGGUCAGCUCAUUACACGGUGAAGACGCAACCCUUGACUUGAGCCUCAAGUCAUUAGCAAUCCGAGACCUUCUUAGCAUUUACUCAUUUAUCAUUCGAAAGACGGCUCUUUUGGUGUGGUGACAAUUUUGGAAAGUUUCCUCAGAAAGCAGAAACAUCAUUAGCCUGACUAUAUUAUAGUAAAAUUACUUGUCCAUUCCACUAUGGCGUCUUCCUCAUCACUGCCCCCAGCCCGAUUCAACAUCCUGGGUCACAUGAUGCAAAUGAAUCCUGCUGCCCUGCUGUCCAGGCCGCCUCACUUGUCAUCAACCCCACGCGUACCUGUGUCUUCGUCAUCUUCAGAGGAAGAUGAGAGUCCAUUGGAUUUUUCCAAUAAGGCGAAAUUCUCCACUAUUAAUAACGAAAACAUCCCUUCUCCAGUCGACGUGGAUGAGGACGAACAUGAAGUCGAUGUGGAUAUCGAUGUCGUAGAGAAUAAUGAGCAAUGCUCUCAAAGACUCAGAUCCGCCCUCAGUAUGAAGUCACCCUCUACAAUUUUGAACUUGUCCUCCGUCACCACCAAAGAAGAGUCACCCAUGUCACAAUGCAGCAGCCGUUCUUGGUCAAGAGCAAGUUCCCCACUGUCUCCAUCCCCAGUGGGAGGAGAAGAGCGACAAUUUCAUCAGCAACAACAGCAGCCGGCGACAACUACAACGACUACGCUACCCAUGGGUCCAUUUGUUGGGGGUAACAAUGGAUAUCCACUCUCAUUCUCACCCUGGGGUGUGCCUGGGUUUCCCACAAAUUUGAGUCCAGGUAAUGGACUGGAGCAGAAACAGCAACAAUUUCACCAACAACAUGAAUUAUUGAGAGAGUUCCAGCAACAGCAAACAAGUCCAAAUUUUGGGGUCAGUGCCACGCAACCCCAACAACAACAGCAGCAGCAGCAAAGCACAGUAUCUGGGUCUUCUGGUGGCAAAGUUAGGGCGACGAGGCCGUUCAAGGCAUACCCUAAGGAUGUCAUGUCUUUUCCUACCGUCGGUAUGUAUGGGGUGCCCCUUGGUUCUACCCCAACUGGAUCCGAAGCCUUACUUCAUCAACAGUCACACCAGGCUUACACCGAAUUUCGCAAGCAAAUGUUAGCCUCGUCACAAUUGGGUCGAGGUCGUAGGGUAAGCAGUUCUAUGAAGAGUGGAUCGAGUGAGGAGGGUCACAGUUUUGGCAGCAUGUCCGUUGAACCACUUAUCCAGGACGAUCCACUUUCCAAUUCUAACAAACGGAUCAGUAGUGGGAGUAGUGGUUCCGUCAUCAUAGGAGAUGCAAUUGGGGGAAAGAGCGAACAGCAGAUGAAAGAUGAGGCCUACUGGGAACGCCGGAGAAAAAAUAACGAGGCUGCCAAACGAAGUCGAGAUGCUCGUCGCGCAAAAGAGGAUGAGAUUGCUAUCCGUGCCGCAUUUUUAGAACAAGAAAAUCUUAAACUGCGCUUUGAAGUUUGUGCCCUCAAGAGUGAAGCCGCAAAAUUGAGGUGUAUGCUUUAUUCUACAUAAAAAGCAAACUACAUUCAUAACUUCCUACAUACUUAAUUACAUAUAAUGGAUCCGUCCCCGAGCUAGAUACAACAAAACAACAUUGACAAGAAGAUACGAUGAUGUCGUAGUCAUUGAAUAGAUAAAAUAUAUAUCUAUGUAUUAUAAUUUAUUGUGGUAUUUUUGUAGUUCUCAUAUCAGAGGCAAGAGUGCAUACGUAUAUAUUAGAGACGUGUUGGGUAGUCAUUUAAUUAUUUAUUUAAUUAUUAUAAUUAGAAAGAUUGAGGGCGCAAAGAUACUUAAUUAUUCUUAUUUUACCAUGUUUUUUUUCUAUGUAGAUGCAUAUAAGUAUUAGAUAAAUGACAACGCAGUAUUUGUGUUCCCUAAUAUUAUUACUAUUUCCAGUUUCUGACCAUUCCAGUAGUAUCUACAUACAUUCUGCUGCUGUUUCCUUGUUAAUAAAUCGUUAUGCAAUUUACUUGCUCCACCAGGUCAA
Molecule: messenger RNA, 2087 nt
Organism: Folsomia candida
Lineage: Eukaryota; Metazoa; Arthropoda; Collembola; Entomobryomorpha; Isotomidae
Product: protein giant
Exons: 6
Coding region: 290-1612 (440 amino acids)
Biological process (GO): regulation of transcription by RNA polymerase II
Cellular component (GO): nucleus
Molecular function (GO): RNA polymerase II cis-regulatory region sequence-specific DNA binding; DNA-binding transcription factor activity, RNA polymerase II-specific
Source: RefSeq, a predicted model, not a curated record